This is a messenger RNA of Tarenaya hassleriana, 1256 nucleotides long. RefSeq lists its product as uncharacterized. Gene Ontology annotation, cellular component: plastid. The coding region runs from base 93 to 758 and encodes 221 amino acids. The transcript has 2 exons. The record is from RefSeq and is a predicted model, not a curated record. NCBI's taxonomy places the organism in Eukaryota, Viridiplantae, Streptophyta, Magnoliopsida, Brassicales, Cleomaceae.
CCAUCCCCGAGGAGGAGUGGGGCCUUCCCUUUGUCUCAUUCGCAUUCCCAUUUUCACAUCAACGGGCUUUCCCAGCCCAUGGGCUUAUCCUUAUGAUCCAUUUAAUUAAACUUGUAUUCUCCACAACGGGAUUUCCUUCUCCGUACAUGGUAAUGGAGCCAUCCACUCCUCCAAAUCUCGACGACUACUCCUCGUCCGCCACCACUGUUAUUUUCGACCCUCCCGUCCCGUUGCUCCGGGGACCUCUACCCGCCGGUUACACCGAUUAUCCGGAACUCGGGCCCUAUGUCCUCGCCUUCGCAUCGGCCGAGUCCUGGGCCGUCGCUUACAAGCGAUGCGAAACCCUAAUCCGAGAGCAAUGUGAGGAAGGGGCCAGAAUCGGCUGCGCCGUCACCGCUUCCAACAAUUGCAAGCCACCGUGGUGGCGUAACCUCUCCGGUCUGAGCUCCGAAGACAUGAGGGAGCGAGAGAAGUGCGAGGUGCGGGAGUUCGAGGGCUGUUUGGCCGCCGCCGGGGAGAAAUGCUCCGGCUUCGCCAAGGACAAGUGCUCCAGGCCAUUUCUAGACGCGCGGAUCGCGGUGGCGCGUGGCGAUGAGGCUAUAAGCGCAAAUGAGGUUGAGGGAUUGGUCUGGUUGGCGUCGAUGCCUGAGGAUAGCGGGUUCCGGGAUCUGUUGGGUUCGCGAAAGCAGAGGACAGCCGUGACGAACUACAGAGCAAGGGAUAUGCUGAAGGCGGAGAGGGAAUGCUUGGUUGAAUAGGGAGGUAGGGUAUUUGUGAGAGAAUGCGUUAUAUGAAGAAGAGGGCAGAAGCUGUUAAGUCGAAGUCCCCAUGUUUGCAUUCCUAUUAGUUGGCGUUGAUGUUUGUCCUCCAGUGUCCAUUUUCUUUCUCAGUCUCAGAGGUUGCAUUUCAAAUUCUUCGGCCCAAUGCGAGAAGAAACUGGUGUUAUUGAGUUGGGAGUAAAUUUAACAAAACCAUGAAUUGGAUGUAAGAGCGGUGAAACCAUUUACCUUUUUGUUGCUCUCACACGGGAAGGAGUCUCUUCUUCUGCAAGUGAGGAUUCAAUGGUUUAAGUUAAAACCAGUCGAAGAUCAUUUGCGCCACGUCUUCAAAGUCCAGCCGGCAAUCACGGUUUGAGCAUUUGGAAUAUUUUUAUAAAAAAAAAUGUCAACUUUAAUUCUUUUCAAACCAGUGGUUGUUUAAUCGCCGACGUCUUUGUUUGUGAUGUCGUCAAGUGAGAAUUCGGGGCCUUUGACGAA